Molecule: messenger RNA, 2477 nt
Organism: Anopheles stephensi (Asian malaria mosquito)
Lineage: Eukaryota; Metazoa; Arthropoda; Insecta; Diptera; Culicidae
Product: probable E3 ubiquitin-protein ligase HERC2
Exons: 4
Coding region: 266-1327 (353 amino acids)
Source: RefSeq, a predicted model, not a curated record
AAAACAAAGUCGGUUUCCCGGGAAACGCGCACACCAAACAAAGUGAAUCUCCGUACUGAGCUUGCAAAACGGUGCUGAUAGGAGCAGCAAACAGACCGCAGCGGCAACAGACAGCAGACACCAAAACACACACAGUCAACUGUCAUGAACGUCACGAGCCGCUCUUCAACAUUAGCUUGAACGGUUGACAACUAGGUGGCGCUGAACGGGCAGGGUUCGUAAACUCGAACGGUUACUGGAGGCGCUGCUAAAUUAUUCAAAUACAAUGAACGUUAAAUUAUGGGUGCAAGGUAUCAAUCCUGUGGAAGCGGAAUCGGAUUGUGGCUGGAAGGAAAUAAAUUUAUGCGAGCUGAUGAAGGAAAAUUCGAUUUCAUCUAAAAUACAACUACAGUUUGGUCAACUGUACAGUUUUAUCGCAUACGAACAUAAACUACACAUCUUUUGUGUUCUAACAGGCGAUAGCAGGACGGCUACUCUCGACGCAAGCAUUACAUCCAUAGCCGCAAAUAGUAAACACUGUUUAGUUCUGUUGUCGACUGGCCAGUUGUUCAAGUACGAUUGUUUGGCCGAAAAAGUGGUUCAGGUAAAUUUUCUCGGCAUAGAGGACGACGGUGUAAAUAAGACACCGAACAAAUGUUCCAUAACCCAUGUGGCCUGUGGGGAAUGCGUGUCCGUAGCUUGUACCUCCACAAACGGCGUGUACAAUAUACCGAAUUGCACGGUCACGCUUCCGCGACACGUGCGGAUUAGGAAAGUUGCAGCUGGAUUUGAGCAUUGUCUGCUGCUCACCACGAACGGAGAUGUGUACAGUUGGGGUGGCGGAUUGCGAGGACAGCUCGGAAACGGAGAAAUUACCGCACUCAGUGAUCAACCGCGGAUCGUGGAAGGAUUGGCUGGAGUGAAAGUAAUUGACAUUGCCGCACAAGGAUGGCACUCGGCUGCGGUAUCCUCCUUCGGUGAUCUGUAUACCUGGGGCUGGAACAAUAAGGGUCAGCUCGGGUUACCGGAUCCCCAGCACAACGAGCGUGUCGUAUCGCUGCCGCAUCUCGUAUCCUUCCCGGGUGAUGAUGAAGUAACGGUGGAAAAAGUACACUGCGGCAUAGGACACACCAUCGUGGAAGUGGCCGCUGCCGACGGAAGGAAGGAUGCGUUAAUUGCCGGAUGGGAACUAGCUACUCGGUUUAGCUAUACAGAUGCUUCAUCGGCAUCAUCCAACUUCGAAGGCUUUCGGAAGCUUGACAAACCCGUACAGGAACGCGACGCCUCCUUGGAGUUGGGAACGGGCGCAUACCAAGUGUACUUCCUGCAGCGUGUUCGAAGCGAAUAAAACUCACCCAAAAUGCCACAAAAAGUCACACAAUCCUUGACCUGAUUCCGCUGGAUGCUAUCUAUACCGUAGGCCAAAAAACAGAACAAAAUACGCGGCAGUGCAAGGGCGGGCACAUGACGCUGCCGGUGCUGCUGCCAUGAGGCUGUAAAAUUUUGAGGAAACAAGUUUUGCACGCUUUUCAAGUACGCGAGAUCUUACGCAGCGAAGACAGCAAAAGCGGAGAGAAGAGAAGAAAAAAAAAAAAACUCGACAUAUCGCGAACGCUCUCAUAACCGAGGAGUCGGCAUUGAAAGAAAAUGCAGGCCGCCCGCCCUACACUGGGUGAUCGACAUCGGCAGCAACGGAUCGCGUAUGCUGGAGGCGGUGUGCCGCGGAGCUAGGGAAGGAAGCGGUAUCGGGCAGGAUGUUGCUAUGGUGUUGCUUGAGGCCGGCUGGCUAUGUUCAAGGCUAACUCAGCUGGCCAAAAAUUGCAAAGAAAUGAGGUCACAGCGUCUCCGUCUCCGACGUCGGGACGUGCACAUCCUUACCGUGCCGGCCAGCAUCCUUGCUCGGCAGACAGAGCAGCACAGAAAACACCAACUCUGUACGCAAAAGUCACCAAUGCACUUUUGCAGCGAACAUGCAUGCACUUUUGCAGUGAGACGUAAAGUUUUUUUUCUGUCUUAUUAUUGCUCUUUUUGCUUUGCGGUGCAGUUUGCAACGCUUUCGCCGAAAUCGCUUGGCAAACAAAAGGGCACGGUGGACAGCCAGAAGCAGAAAGAAAACAGCAAAAGGAAGGAAACGCGAACAACGAAACGACGCGCUUCUUAAAGCCAGACAGACCGGGUCGAACCCUCGAAAAAUCGAGAGUGAAAAUAAGAUCAAGGCCAGCCAGUUUCUUCCUGCCGGCUGCACAUUGCUGCAACGGGCCGGUUUCGGUGUUCGGUGCAUGCGCAAAACGCAACUCGAGUGCACUUUUCGCUGCAGUCCCGUCCGAUGUGGUAAUUGUGUGUGCAAUCGACGCCGAGGACGAAGACGAAUGACGUCGAUCGUAGGAUGACGAUCUGGGUGAUGGGCUGACUAUGGCCGGGGACAUGCGGCAACGAUCGACGAUGCUUUCGUCCAACAAAAAAAAAAAAAAAAAAAAAAAAACAAAAAAAAAAAAAAU